Molecule: messenger RNA, 1473 nt
Organism: Hevea brasiliensis (rubber tree)
Lineage: Eukaryota; Viridiplantae; Streptophyta; Magnoliopsida; Malpighiales; Euphorbiaceae
Product: mitochondrial carrier protein CoAc2
Exons: 7
Coding region: 205-1221 (338 amino acids)
Biological process (GO): transmembrane transport
Cellular component (GO): mitochondrial inner membrane
Source: RefSeq, a predicted model, not a curated record
CAUGAGACAUAGGAAUCUAAUGUGUGCGUGGGCUUCUCUGACUUGUCGGCUGUCCAAAACAUAUAAAAUGGCCAUCUAAACAAAAACGUUUCUCUGCUUCUUUGUGUGCCCAGACUCCUUUCCAAGUUUUCCUUCAGACCAGUCAAUCAUGGCUUGCUAUUAAUAAAUUUCAAGUUUCUCUCUUUCUUUUCUUUCUGUGGAAUCAUGGCAAAGAAGAGAGAGGAAAGAGAGACGGGUUUGUUUUUGGAUGGGGUAAUAGAGGCCAUGCCUGUGUUUGCAAAGGAGUUGGUUGCUGGGGGUGUCGCUGGUGGCCUUGCAAAGACUGUUGUUGCUCCCCUUGAACGUGUGAAGAUUUUGUUUCAGACCAGAAGAGACGAAUUCAAGACUAUAGGACUGCUUGGAUCCAUUAAAAAGAUUGCAAAGACAGAAGGCAUUAUGGGUUUCUACAGAGGGAAUGGUGCUAGUGUUGCUCGAAUCGUUCCCUAUGCAGCCUUGCAUUAUAUGACCUAUGAGCAAUAUCGUAGAUGGAUCAUCCAUACUUUUCCUAAUGUUGGGAGGGGUCCUGUACUUGAUCUUGUGGCAGGAUCAUUUGCUGGAGGAACAGCUGUGCUUUUCACUUAUCCUCUUGAUUUGGUUAGAACUAAAUUAGCUUAUCAGGUUGUCAAUUCAUCAAAAGUGAAUGUUCAAGGGAUAGUUAGUACUAAACAAGAAUAUAAAGGAAUCUAUGAUUGUUUCUUGAAGAUUUUGAAAGAAUCUGGGCGAAGAGGUCUCUAUCGUGGUGUGGCUCCAUCCCUUUAUGGAAUCUUCCCUUAUGCUGGUUUGAAAUUUUACUUCUAUGAGGAAAUGAAGCGCCAUGUUCCUGAGGAACACAAGAAAGAUAUUUUGGUGAAACUGGUAUGUGGAUCUGUUGCUGGUUUGAUGGGACAGACCUUCACAUACCCUCUUGAUGUUGUAAGAAGGCAAAUGCAGGUACAAAGGCUUGCUACGUCAAAUUCGGCAGAAUUGAAAGGAACAAUGGAAACCCUGGUUAUGAUCGUCCAAACACAAGGGUGGAAGCAGUUAUUUUCAGGGCUGAGCAUCAACUACUUGAAGGUUGUGCCAUCUGUUGCAAUUGGUUUUACAGUUUAUGACCUCAUGAAAUCAUGUCUAAGAGUUCCAUCUCGAGAUGUUAUAGAAGUUGUGACUGACAAUAGAAACAGUCAACCAUCCAUUCACUCUUAAUUGAUGUAUUUACAAAUUCUUAACCCCAUUUAAUAUUCUUAAAGUAAUUCAGAUUCUCAUUCAAUUCUUUCAAGCUGUAUAAUGCCACCAGCACAUAGGUAAUAUCCAUCCCCUAGGUAAUAUCCAUCCCCAUCACCCUUCAAUAACCUUGUAUAAUAUGUAGUUUCACAGAUACUGUGGCGGCAAAUGUUGUAUUUGAAGUAAUUUUUUCAUAAAGAUAUGAGCACGUCCUCUCAAGACAGGUUCCAAAUA